AUGACUACACCAACUUUUCAUGCUAAAUCGACUACGCUUCAAGUAGUGAAAGGUUUUAACGCAAAUAUUGAUGGAAAACUUGUUCUCAUUACUGAUUGUACAUCAGGUAUCGCAAUUGAAACAGCUCGUGCAUUAGCAACAGUAAAUGCACAUGUAGUUAUUAUAGCACGAGAUAUGAAUAAAGGUGUAGAAGUUGUAGAAGAUCUUAAAAAAAUAACUGGCAAUGAUAAAAUCGAAGUGAUGAAACUUGUUCUAAUAGAACAUUCAGUUAUUGAUCUAACAUAUAUUUCUAUCAUUCUAUUAACUAUAGACAAUGGCGGUGUUAUAAUAUGUCCAUAUGGAAAAAUAGUUAACGGUUUUGAAACUCAAUUUCGUGUUAAUCAUUUAAGUUAUUUUCUUCUUGCUACACAUCUUAUGCCUAAACUUAAAGUAGGUACAUCAUCACAUGUUGUUAUCAAAAAAAUUUAUGACAAAUGGCUUGCUUACGGUCAGAGUAUCCGAGAAUAUGCUUUACAUCCAGGUGGACUUACGACAAAUUUAGCUAGAUAUUUACCAAUUGAAGAACAACUAGCAAUGGAAUGGUUUAAAGAAGAUGGUACAUCAACAAGUGUCUAUGCUGCUUUAGCACCUGAGCUUGAUAAUCAUGGUGAAGAGUACCUGAAAAAUUGUGCAAUAAGUCAAGGAGUAAAUCGAGAUAUGAAAAUGUUUUGGAGUCUAGGAGUACAUGCAAUUGAUAUGGAAUCAGCUGAACGUUUAUGGAAACUAAGUGAACAAUUAGUAGCAGCUAAAUAA
Molecule: messenger RNA, 792 nt
Organism: Rotaria sordida
Lineage: Eukaryota; Metazoa; Rotifera; Eurotatoria; Philodinida; Philodinidae
Source: the annotation of a GenBank genome assembly